Messenger RNA from Plasmodium relictum, 1776 nucleotides. RefSeq names its product bifunctional dihydrofolate reductase-thymidylate synthase, putative (gene DHFR-TS). The coding region runs from base 1 to 1776 and encodes 591 amino acids. NCBI's taxonomy places the organism in Eukaryota, Apicomplexa, Aconoidasida, Haemosporida, Plasmodiidae. The transcript has a single exon. Gene Ontology annotation, cellular component: cytosol; mitochondrion. The record is from RefSeq and is a predicted model, not a curated record. Gene Ontology annotation, biological process: dTMP biosynthetic process; one-carbon metabolic process; tetrahydrofolate biosynthetic process. Gene Ontology annotation, molecular function: dihydrofolate reductase activity; thymidylate synthase activity.
AUGAGUGAAAUAUCGCAUAUUUUCGAUAUACAUGCCAUAUGUGCUUGUUGUAAAGUUGAAAACAAAAAUGAGAAGAAAAAAAAUGAAGUUUUCAAUAAUAAUACAUUUAGAGGAAUUGGGAAUAAGUGUGAUUUGCCUUGGAAAAGUAUCCCAUUAGACAUGAAAUAUUUUACUACAGUAACUACGUAUGUUGAUGAAUCAAAAUAUGGAAAAUUGAAAUAUAAAAGAGAGAAAUAUUUAGAAAAAACAGCAAACGAUACAAAUUAUUUAGAAAAUAUAAUGCAAUCAUCAAAUAAUUUACAAAAUGUUGUAGUUAUGGGAAGAACUAGCUGGGAAAGCAUUCCAAAAAAAUAUAAGCCAUUAGAUAAUAGAAUAAAUGUUGUAUUAUCAAAAACACUAAAAAAAGAAGACAUAAAAGAAGAUGAUGUUAUUGUAAUUAAUAAUGUGGAUGAUUUGCUUCUACUAUUAAGAAAAUUAAAAUAUUACAAAUGUUUUAUUAUUGGUGGUGCAAUUGUAUACAAUGAAUUUUUACAAAGAAAUUUAAUAAAAAAAAUUUAUUUUACAAGAAUAAAUAGCACAUAUGAAUGUGAUGUUUUUUUUCCAGAAAUUAAGGAUACAGAAUAUGAAAUUACAUCUCUAAGCGAUGUGUAUAACUAUAAAGGCGUAACAUUAAACUUUGUAAUUUAUAAGAGAAAAAAAGAAUUAUUAAAUAAUAGAAACCUCAAUGAAUAUAAUAAAGAAACAGAUAGAUAUUUUUUAGAUAUCCCAAAUAAUUGUUUCAAUGGAAAGAAUGAUUAUAAAAAUAUAGAUGAUGAAGAUGAUUAUGUAUAUUUUAAUUUUAUUAAUACAAAAGAAAAAAAAAAUUUCGAAGCAUGUGAAGAUUUUAAAAUAUAUAAUAGCUUGAAAUAUAAGUAUCAUCCUGAAUAUCAAUAUUUAAAUAUUGUAUAUGAUGUUAUUACGAGUGGGAAUAAGCAAAAUGAUAGAACUGGUGUAGGAAUAUUAAGUAAGUUUGGAUACAUGAUGAAAUUUGAUUUAAGUCAAUAUUUUCCUUUAUUGACAACCAAAAAAGUGUUCAUAAGAGGAAUCAUAGAAGAAUUACUUUGGUUUAUAAGAGGGGAAACUAAUGGAAAUACUUUGUUGAAUAAAAACGUAAGAAUAUGGGAAGCUAAUGGAACAAGGGAAUUUCUAGAUAAUAGAAAAUUAUUCGAUAGAGAAGUUAAUGAUUUGGGACCCAUUUAUGGUUUUCAAUGGAGACAUUUCGGUGCUGAAUACACUAAUAUGCAUGAUAAUUAUGAAAAUAAGGGAAUAGAUCAAUUAAAAAAUAUCAUCAAUUUAAUAAAAAAUGAGCCCACUAGUAGAAGAAUUAUUUUAUGCGCAUGGAAUGUAAAAGAUUUGGAUCAAAUGGCAUUGCCACCUUGCCAUAUUUUAUGUCAAUUUUAUGUCUUUGAUGGAAAAUUAUCGUGCAUUAUGUAUCAGAGGUCAUGUGAUUUGGGAUUAGGAGUCCCUUUUAAUAUUGCAUCAUAUUCAAUUUUUACUUAUAUGAUUGCUCAAGUGUGCAAUUUACAACCUGCACAGUUCAUACAUAUUUUGGGAAAUGCACAUGUAUAUAACAAUCAUGUAGAUAGCUUAAAAAAACAAUUAAACAGAAUACCUUAUCCUUUUCCAACUCUUAAAUUAAAUCCAGAUAUAAAGAAUAUUGAAGACUUUACGUGUUCCGAUUUUACAAUAGAAAAUUAUGUGCAUCAUGAUAAAAUUUCUAUGGAUAUGGCCGCAUAA